This is a messenger RNA of Lemur catta (Ring-tailed lemur), 1732 nucleotides long. RefSeq names its product EP300 interacting inhibitor of differentiation 1 (gene EID1). NCBI's taxonomy places the organism in Eukaryota, Metazoa, Chordata, Mammalia, Primates, Lemuridae. Gene Ontology annotation, biological process: negative regulation of DNA-templated transcription. Gene Ontology annotation, cellular component: nucleoplasm. The record is from RefSeq and is a predicted model, not a curated record. Gene Ontology annotation, molecular function: transcription corepressor activity. The transcript has a single exon. The coding region runs from base 94 to 657 and encodes 187 amino acids.
GCGCGCAGCGUUUGCGCAAGCGCAAAACCGCGCCGCGGCGUAGCUCGUAUCUUGCUGAAAACGCUUUCCGAGAGAGGUUGAGCAGUUUGCACAAUGUCGGAAAUGGCUGAGCUGUCCGAGCUGUAUGAAGAGAGCAGUGACCUGCAGAUGGAUGUGAUGCCUGGCGAGGGUGACCUUCCGCAGAUGGAGGUAGGCAGCGGGAGCCGAGACCCACCCCUGCGUCCCUCCCGCAACGGGGCCCCGCCGCAGCUCGAGGAGGAAGGCCCAAUGGAGGAGGAGGCGGCCCAGCCAAUGGCGGCGCCGGCGGGGAAACGGGGCCUCGCUAACGGGCCCAACCCCGGGGGGCAGCCGGGCCCAGACUUCGAGAGCGAGGACGAGGGCGAGGAAUUUGAUGACUGGGAGGACGACUACGACUAUCCGGAAGAGGAGCAGCUGAGUGGUGCCGGCUACAGAGUAUCAGCGGCCCUUGAAGAAGCCAACAAGAUGUUUCUGAGAACAUCCAGAGCAAGAGAAGCAGCCCUGGAUGGCGGGUUUCAGAUGCAUUACGAGAAGACCCCGUUUGAUCAGUUAGCUUUUAUCGAAGAGCUUUUCUCACUUAUGGUCGUCAAUCGUCUGACCGAAGAACUCGGCUGUGAUGAAAUUAUUGAUAGAGAGUAGUUGAAUGCUGUUAAAAGAGGAGGAAACUACUUGAGGAGAGACCCAACUUUCCACUAUCUUUUGGGUUCAUUCCAAAUAGUCCUGUGCCAGUGAAAAACUUGGUCUUCAAAAAGAGUUUUUGUUUUUCAGAAUAGAAGACAAUAGGACAGUGACUGCACAGUUGUGAAAAAGGAAGAGGAUCAUUGAAGAAAAAGCAUCUUAGGACUGUUGCAAUCUGUUCUCAAGAAUGUCCUGAAACAUCUAUGGCUUCGUCUUUGUUAUUGAUCCAGAUUAUUUUCCUUAAUUUGGGGAAAAUGUAUUUGUUUCGCUGUAAAGGUGGUUUUGCAAGAGUAAGUCAUGACCAAGACAAGCUACCAAUACAAGAGCCUACUGACACUAGUUAAUGAGAAAAAAAUAUAUCCGAAUAGGACACAAGAUAUCUUUAAGUUGUUUGGACUGAAAGCCUGUUAAGAAAACUGAAAAUUCCACUUUGUGAUCUACUCAAGCACUAGUUAGCAAAGGCUAAGUUUUCAGUGUAAGAUAAAUUGAGUAUUCUUCAUUAUUCCAAAAGGAUGAGUAAACUCAAAAAUUUGUAUUACAUGUGUUAUAUCUUAAAAUGUGUUUCCAGAAGCAUCUGAAAUUUUGUACAUGUUUCUUGAUCAUUUAUAAAGAUACUGUGAUCUAUAAUUCGAGAAAAUCCAUUGUCAUGACUUUUUCAAAGUCAAAAAUUAAGACAUCCCGAAAGGUUCCAAUCUGCACAUUAAAAUGUAUGUGAAAGUACAAAGAAAACAAUUUCUCACACCUUGUAUACUAGAGAAAUUUUGUUUUGCUCGCUCUGUUUCUCAUUUAACUUGACAGGUGAAAGACUUUAGUUGAACUUCAUAUUGUAAGAACUGUUAGUGAAAAUUGUCAACUAAAAGGAAGGCCCUAUAUCUAAAAAGACUAUGAACGAUUAUGCUGUCAACUUUUAAGAGUUUUAAACCUGCCCAGAAAUUCCCCUCAGUAUCUGAAGUUUCCCUCUGUCUCCUCCUCUAAUUAAUCUUGUUAUUCGUUAUGCACCAGCAUUGGAGAUAAUAAAAUUUCUUCUUCUGUGUAA